Pygoscelis adeliae (Adelie penguin) is the source of this 1053-nucleotide messenger RNA. RefSeq names its product inactive N-acetylated-alpha-linked acidic dipeptidase-like protein 2. Lineage: Eukaryota; Metazoa; Chordata; Aves; Sphenisciformes; Spheniscidae. The transcript has 5 exons. The coding region runs from base 1 to 1053 and encodes 350 amino acids. The record is from RefSeq and is a predicted model, not a curated record.
AUGGCCUAUCACAAAGUGAAUGCAGACCAGAGAGCACAAGGGCACUCCCCGUACCUUGACAACGAUGAGCUCCAAGCUACAGCGCUGGAACUGGAAUGGGACAUGGAAAAAGAGCUGGAGGAGCCUGGCUUUGACCAUUUCCGUCUGGAUGGUGUGGUCCAGCAUCACCUGGGAAACUCGCAGAGCCCUGACCUUGAUCUCGAGCCCAUUCAGCCAUCAUCUUCUCCAAAGGGAAGAUUCCAGCGGCUUCAGGAAGACCCCGACUACAUUUCACACUAUACGAGACAGGCACCAAAGAGCAACCGCUGCAAUGUUUUUCAGAUACUGAAAGUAUUUUGCACUGCUUUAAUUUUAUUUAUUUUUGGAAUUGUGGUAGGUUAUUAUGCACGCAAGAAAUGCCCUUCUCCCCCAGCAUCUCAAGAACCAAAUAACCUUCACAUCUACCAUGACAUUCUCAAGGAAAUCAAAGCUGAAAAUAUUCAACAGGUUUACAGAGAUUUGUUACAGUUCCCUAGAGAAGAUGAUGUAGACAUUGCAAUGAAAAUUCUGGUUCAGUGGAGUUCCCAAGGCCUUGAAGAUGUCCGGCUGGUAAAUUACUCUGUUUUGCUUGACCUACCAGGCUCUUCUUCAAACACAGUAACUCUGAAAAACAGCGGUGAGUGCUUUUAUCCUAGUGGACAACAGUGCAACAGAGAGCCCAAAACGGUUCGUAGCCAAGACCUCCUGUACUCGUAUGCAGCUUACUCUGCCAAAGGAACUCUUGAGGCAGAACUUAUUGAUAUACAGUAUGGGACUGUGGAAGACUUGAUCCGGAUUCAAGCCAUUACAAACGUGACCAAAAAAAUUGCACUUUUGAAGCUAGGACAAUCACCUUUGCUUUAUAAGCUUUCUCUGUUAGAAGAUGCGGGGUUUGGCGGUGUUCUUCUUUACGUUGAUCCUUGUGACUUACCAAAGACUACAGAUCUUGCUGAUAAAGCUUUUAUGGUUUCCUUGAACAGCGGAGGAGAUCCAUCAACGCCUGGUUAUGCCAGUAUUACUUUACAACCUUUUUGA